AUCACCGAUUGCCAAAAAACAGCAAGCAUUUGCAAAUGGUGUGAAGAAGACAAAGAAAGAAUCAUCUACAUGUGAAAGUUCCAGUGAAAAUGAAAUCCCUCCAGUCAAAAAACAAGCUACGAAACCAGUGACUGUGCCCCCAGUACCAAUAAAGUCAACUCCAGGCAGUUCUGAGAGCAGCAGUGCUGAUAGCACAGACUCCACAGACUCUGAGCAAGAAGGGAAAAAACCAGCAAAGAAGGGAAUAAUUCUCCAAUCAACCAUUCAAAAAACAAAGUCCCAGAAGACAUCUAAGAAUUCAAGUUUGGAUUCAAGCAGCUCAGAAGAUGAAACUCCAAAGCACCAACCACCAAAGUCAAAAGGAGCCCAAAAAGUCAUAAAACUGACUUCUACAUCAGCAAAACCUACCAAGGUGAUGUCUAAAACUAUCAAUGGCAAGGCAGAGAGUAGUAGCAGCAGCAGCAGUGAUGACACGAGUAGUAGUGAGGAUUCCAGCUCUGAAGAGAAUCAGCCUGUCAAAGGUAAGCUGAAGAAACUUCCACAUUGUAAAAACAACAUUGCUCAGCCACUUCCGAUUAAAACCAAGCAGGGAAAGAAGAGCAACAGUGAGACUUCUUGUGACAAUUCAGAACAUGAGAGACUAGCCUCAAAGCCGAAGCGUGGAGAGUACUCUGCUGUGCCACCCCCUUUAGCCAUAGAAUCAAAGAAAGGCAAAGCCCCCCUCAUAAAAAAGAAGACCUUUAAGAAGAACGGAGAGAAUAAUGAGAAAAAAGAGCAAGUGUUCACAAAGAGCCCAUCAACUGAAGGGUCUGUGAUUAAAAAAGCAUUUGCCCCCAAAUCUCUCCCUGUUUCUAUCCAAAAAGGAAAUACUUCUUCAGAGAGUGAUUCAGAUUCUAGUUCUGAAGAAGAAAAGAAAGUUUUGGUCAAAUGCUCUGCCAAAGCCGUUUCAGCAAAUGUUGCUGUUAAAUCAGUUCCAUUCAAGAAAGUGAGCAGCUCCUCUGAUACUUCAGAUUCUGAUAGUUCUGACAGUAUUCCUGAGAAAUCCGCAGUUAAGACAGGCAUAAAGAAAGUGAAGAAACCUCUUGGAGUGCUGGCAAAGAAAGUAGAAAGUAGCCUUGAAAAUAAGAAAGUUCAUAAAAUAAAAGGCACAAAGGCUGUCAAAACAACACCCAAAUCCAGCACCCCUAUCUCUAAACCAAAGAGUUCUGAAUCAAGCAGCUCAAGCAGUUCAAGCAGCUCAAGCAGUGAAGAAGAGACUCAGCCAUCCCAGAAAGCAGCUGGCAAACUCUCAGUGGGUAGCAGUUUGAUCGUUAGCAAGCAAACCCCAGCUGAGAUCAGGACCUCUACUGAGAAUUCCACUGAUGAAUUUAAAAUAUCUGAAAAAACAGAAAGAAAGAGAGGACAAAAUAACUGCAAAACAGCAAAAAAAGUGCUAAAAACCUCAGCUAACUUGGUGGGCAAAACAUCUGCAUUAAAGACUCCAACAUCUGAAGUAGUGAAUUCUGCAAACAGUAGUAGUUCUGAUGAAGAGGCCACAAAGGAAGGCUUAUCAAAAAAAAAGCGGAAAAGGAAAGAGGAACAGGAGUUGGAGACCCCAGACAUCAAGAAGAUGAAAGCCACAAGUCCUCAUACAUUCCCAAAAUCAAAGCGGAAAUCCAGUCCUUUUCGCAGAAUAAGAACAGAAGAGAUAGAAAUAGAUGUGCGAGUAGCUAACAAUUCCUUUGAUGCCAAGAGAGGAGCUAUAGGCGACUGGGGUGAAAAAGCAAAUGAUGUUCUGAAAUUUACAAAAGGUAAAUCCUUCCGACAUGAGAAGACAAAGAAGAAAAGGGGAAGUUAUUGUGGUGGUACUAUCUCUACACAGAUAAACUCCAUCAAAUUUGAAAGUGACUAAAUUUCUACCAUAUUGGGAACAGGAUCCCAGUUAAAUAGUGAAAUGUCAUGGAUAUCUCUUCCACAACCUGUUGUCUUAAUUUCUGAUGGGAGGAUGGCUGCCAGUUUCCUAUGUGAUAAUGUGACUCUUAAUGGAGGUAUGGGAUUGAGUCCUUUGGAUUUCUCAGAAGUUUCUAACUUCGCAUCACUUUAUGUUAAUGAACACUUGAUAAUGUGAUAAAUAAACAUACCUUAUUUCUACUAA
Molecule: messenger RNA, 2134 nt
Organism: Thamnophis sirtalis
Lineage: Eukaryota; Metazoa; Chordata; Lepidosauria; Squamata; Natricidae
Source: RefSeq, a predicted model, not a curated record